AUUUGGGGGUACCUCGUUUGUCCUCAGAAGCGAGAACACGGGCACUUCCCCAGGAGCGUGUGGGGGUGCGGUGCCACCCUCUCCGUAGUGCAAAACGCUGAACCGUCCCUUAAAUAAUGUUCCCAUUCACCCACUGCUGACAACAGUUUAAUAAGAGCUCCGUCCGGCGUGAUCGCGGCGCUGCGUGCCGUCUGCUCACUGUCCUUUCCCAAGUUUUGACUUUCCCACUCCCCCUAUUCCUGCGUCAGUGGCAAUUACCCUUAUAGUAAGUAGCUGGAGCUCUCGGAGUGAGAGGGAAUAGCUGCCGAAAGUCGCUGAGAGGCGAGGAUAGCCCACAAGUGGAUACGCAGUCACAGAGGUGGAGGACUAGGUGCCGUGGACUGGGCUCGUCGCUCGCGUGUUAGCCGGUCCGGUUGGGAAGAACCCAUGCUUCAUUAACGGGACCAGGUGUUUCCCCAAGGCCUGCCCCGGCUGCUAAGAGACUGCAAGACGGCCCUUUCACCAUGGUUGUAUCACUGCGGGAGGCCGUCUCCCUGUCUGCACCUUGUCUGCUGCUGCUCCUGACUGCCCAGCUCUCCGUCUCCCAGCAGUCCUCUCCCUCGGCCGACCAUGAGCAGCAGUGCUCCAGGAGAGAGCACCCCAUGGUUUAUUUCCCAGCGCUGAGACCCUGGAUGUCUAAUUUCAGUUACCCUGGGGUUCAGGAUUACUCACAGCUGGCACUGGACAUCACCAGGAGCCAACUGAUAGUUGGAGCCAGAAACUACCUCUUCAGAUUAAGUCUCAACAAUGUGUCCCUUAUACAGGCAACGGAAUGGGGCCCAGACGAAGACACCAGGAGGUCCUGUCAAAGUAAAGGGAAGACUGAGGUGGAGUGCCAGAAUUACAUCCGGGUCUUACUCAUCAAUGGCAAGAAAGUGCUUACCUGCGGUACGAACGCGUUUAUGCCGGUUUGCACGACUCGACAGAUCGGGAACUUGAGCCGGGUGCUGGACAAGGUGAACGGCGUGGCGCGCUGCCCCUACGACCCCCAGCACAACUCCACCGCUGUGGUGACGGCGAAGGGGGAGCUGUACGCCGCCACGGUCAUCGACUUCUCUGGCAGGGAUCCGGUCAUCUACCGCAGCCUGGGAAACAUGCCCCCACUCCGCACAGCGCAGUACAACUCCAAGUGGCUUAAUGAGCCGAACUUCAUUUCCGCCUACGACAUCGGGCUGUUCACGUACUUCUUCCUGCGGGAGAACGCGGUGGAGCACGACUGCGGCAAGACGGUGUACUCGCGCGUGGCGCGGGUGUGCAAGAACGACAUCGGGGGCCGCUUCCUGCUGGAGGACACCUGGACCACCUUCAUGAAGGCCAGGCUGAACUGCUCGCGCUCCGGGGAGAUCCCUUUCUACUACAACGAGCUGCAGAGCACCUUCUACCUGCCCGAGCAGGACCUCAUCUACGGCAUCUUCACCACCAACGUGAACAGCAUUGCCGCGUCAGCUGUUUGUGCUUUCAACCUCAGUGCCGUUACCCAGGCUUUUAAUGGGCCGUUUCGGUACCAGGAGAACCCUCGGUCAACGUGGCUGUCUGCGCCAAACCCCAUUCCCAACUUUCAGUGUGGUACAGUAAACGACUACAGCCCCAACGAGAACCUCACGGAGCGCAGCCUGCAGGACGCCCAGCGCCUGUUCCUGAUGAACGACGUGGUGCAGCCCAUUUCAGUGGACCCCCUGGUCAUGCAAGACAACGUGCGCUUCUCCAAGCUGGUGGUGGACAUCGUGCAGGGCAGGGACACCCUGUACCACGUCAUGUACAUCGGAACGGAAUACGGCACCAUCCGGAAGGCCCUCUCCACCACCAACAAGAGCUUACGGGGAUGUUACCUGGAGGAGAUACAGCUCCUCCCCCCAGGCACACGGGAGCCAAUCCUGGGCCUUCAAAUCCUCCACAGUGAUAGGUCGCUUUUUGUGGGCCUCAACAACAGAGUGCUGAAGAUCCCGUUGGAGAGAUGCUCGACCUACAAAACAGAAAAUGUCUGCUUGGACGCCCGAGACCCAUACUGUGGAUGGGAUAGCAAGCAGAAACGAUGCACCACCAUUGAGGACAGCUCCAACAUGAGUCAGUGGAGCCAGAACAUUACAGAGUGCCCAGUGAAAAACUUGACAGUAAACGGGGCGUUUGGGCCUUGGUCACCGUGGCAACCCUGCGAUCAUGACGACGGGGACAGCACUGGAACGUGCCUGUGCCGCUCAAGGUCAUGUGACAGCCCGGCUCCUCGCUGUGGAGGAUAUGGCUGCACCGGGCCUACCAGCCAGGUGGCCAACUGCUCAAGGAACGGCGGCUGGACUCCUUGGUCCUCCUGGGCCCAGUGCAGUACCAGCUGUGGGAUCGGGUUCCAGGUCCGCCAGCGCUCCUGUAACAACCCCUCCCCGCGGCACGGGGGCCGAGUCUGCGUGGGGCAGAGCCGAGAGGAGAGGUUCUGCAAUGAGAACAGCCAGUGCCCACUGCCCAUCUUCUGGUCCUCCUGGGGGUCGUGGAGCAAGUGCAGCUCGGAGUGUGGCGGAGGGGUGCACUCCCGCGUCAGGAACUGUGAAAAUGGGAACAGCUGUCCGGGCUGUGCGCUGGAGUACAAGGCCUGUAACCUGGAGUCCUGCCCCGAGGUAAGGCGGAACACGCCCUGGACCCCCUGGAUGCCGGUGAACGUGACACAGGGAGGAGCCCGGCAGGAGCAGAGGGUGCGCUACACCUGCCGGGCGCAGCUGCCCGACCCCCACGAGCUCCAGUUCGGCAAGCGCAAGGUGGAGACGCGCUUCUGCCCCAACGACGGCUCCUCCGCGUGCGAGACCGACACUCUGGUGGAGGACUUGCUGCGAAGCGGCCGGCCCCUGUCCCGUGCGGCAGGAGGGGGCUGGUCCCCCUGGGAAACCUGGUCCCCCUGCUCCCAGGACUGCGGCAAGGGGUUCCGCACGCGGCGGCGCACCUGCGCCGGCCCCGAGCCCAAGGGCGCGGCCCAGGCCUGCUCCGGCUCAACACUGGAGUACCAGGACUGCAACCCGCAGCCCUGCCCCGUGAACGGAGCCUGGUCUUGCUGGUCCCUGUGGUCCCAGUGCUCGGUCACGUGCGGGGGGGGCCACUACCAGCGCACCCGGACCUGCACCGACCCCGCCCCCACCGAUGGAGGGGACAUCUGCAUCGGGCUGCACACCGAGGAGGCGCUGUGCAACACACACUCCUGCGAAGGCGGAUGGUCUGACUGGUCCGAGUGGAAUUUGUGCAACGAGGACGGCCUGCAGUCACGCAGCCGAUACUGCGAGGUCCACAGCCCAGGCCCAGCGCAGUGUCUCGGCAACAGCACCGAGCACAGGGAGUGCUUGUACAACGAGAUACCAGUGAUUCUACCAGCCUCCAGUUUUGACAAGGACCUGCACUGUGGAGGGUUCAGUCUCAUUCAUCUCAUUGCCACAGGAGUUUCAUGUUUCUUUGGUGCAAGUCUCCUGACAUUCCUCAUAUAUGCGUACUGCCAGAAAUUCCAGAAGCAGUCCCAGGAGUCUGCAGUGAUUCACCCCACAACUCCAAACCACCUGAAUUACAAGGGGAACACUACGCCAAAGAAUGAGAAGUACACUCCCAUGGAGUUUAAGACGCUGAACAAGAACAACUUGAUUCCAGAUGAAAGGACCAACUUCUUCCAUUCGCCUUUGCAGCAAACCAAUGUUUAUACAACCACUUAUUAUCCCUCUACUCUCAACAAAUACGACUACAGGCCAGACUCCUCUCCCGGACGGACCUACACACACAGCUGAGACGGAGUCUCAGCCACAACUGGAGAAAGAUUUAACUCUCUCGCCAAUUUCCUUUGACUUCUUCAUAUCAGAACAAACUCUUUCAUGUUCGGGAGCUGUUGCUUGUUUUUAAAGCUGACUUGCUCUGAAAAGACAUAGCUGCUGUGGGCUCAGGGCCGCUGAAGGAACUGCCUGCCCAAGACUUUGCACGGUCCGAGCAAGACAGCUGUCAUUUUAUAAAAGAUUUAUAAACUGUACAGGGAGGAAAAAAGGGACCGUUUUUAUUUGUUUUGGAUGUCUUGCUUUUAAGAAAAGGCACUUUUUAGAAACAAUAAGAAUGGCGUUCCCUGGUGAAUGGCAUACACUACAACGUGACUGUAACGCUGACAGCUCUGGAAUUAGGAUUUCCUUUCUCUGCCGAAGAACCUCCGAUGUAAAUUCAAAGAACUGGUGGCCGGCCUGAAGAGGAAAACAGAUAAACGUAAAGUGUUUGACCGAUACUUUUUAAGUGUCCUCAAAGCAACACUUUCAGUUCUAUAAACUGACACCGCAAGUCUGAAAUCUGGUUAGCCCUGCUAUCUUAAUGUGGGCACAUGUAGUUUUCCUUUAAAAAAAUAAUACAGUAAAUAAUAAAAGCCAUUACUAAACAAUGGUUCUAGCUCGUCAUGGUAUUCCACACUUUGGUACUUGCAAAACUAAAUCAAUAUUAAUCAUUUUUUUCCAGUGGAAACCCUCCCUCAGUUUCUAGUUUUGUUCCAAGGGUAAAGAACAGAUGCUAUGAGCCGUUCAAGUUCCUUGAGAUGGAAGAUGCACAGCAUACCAACAUGUGCACAAGACUAGGAAUGGAAGUGAAAAUGGUUUUCCAACUAGGGAACUGAGGAAGUUUAAGGGGGACCUGAUUUCAACAGGAACGGUACUUGAAAUUCUAGUCUUCCAGUCAGCUGAAUUCUGAAAAGCCCAGCUUGAUGUGUGUCGGUCUUUUUUUUCACACUGCUGGUUAGAUUGGAUUUGCUGCAGUGUUUGUCAUCACUGCAGCUCUGUUAAGGCGUGUGACUUCACUCUGAUAUAGAAGAAAAAUAGAAUGCAAGACUGUCCUUAUUCUUGCCUGCUUACCAUGAUGUCAUUUUGAAUUUAACCAGCUUCAGAAUGUGUAAAGCAAUUGACACACUUUAAAAGAGAAUUGUUUUCAUAUAUAUAUUCAACAAAAGGCCGUUAAGAAAACUGAUUGCAAGCAUGGAUGCAUUGUGAUGAUAUAAUGGAAAGAAUGGGUGACUGCUGUCUCUAAAAGGUUUCAAUAGGGUGAUAUAGGUUCCUGAUUAGCUUUUUGAGAAAUCAGGAUCAAUGUAAAACAAAAUGCCACCUCUAAAUGAGCCACAUCUUGGAUUUGCAAUAAAUUUAACAUGAACAUCAAAUAAUAAACUGCUAACUAUCCUGUCCUACACAGUUUUUCUGCAGCAUACGACAAUAUUCCUUGAUCAUUUGUUUUAUAGUCUUAUGAGAACGGAGAUCGGGGUAAUUUGAGGAGGUGAAAGAGUUUGUGCCGUAGCACUGGAGCAUAAAACUGGACUUGGGGAUUUGAAAAAUCGAGAUGAUUAGUAAUAAAGAAACUGUUUUAAGAUGAAUUGGAAAGGUAAUCAUGAUCAGCUAUAAUGGCCUGUGCAGGGUAUUUGGGACUUUGUGUGUGGAAAGUAUAUAGCAAUGUUGUCAUGUUUUUCAUCCAUUUGGCUACAGUCUUCUAUAAACAUUGGAACAGAGGACUGUUUUUGUAUUGCUUCUUGUUGAGAUCUCAGCCACAUUUGUGCAUGAACUGUUAAUGCACAAAUUAACCUUUUCGCUAUAUAUAUGCACAACCUACCUUUCGCUAUAUUACUGUAUGCAUCCGAAAAACAAGAAACCUAAUGCGAAGAGUAAAUGUCAUGGACAAAAAAAAUCAAUUUGUACAGAAGCUUGGGAGGAAUAUGGCAUUUCAAAACUCAGCAGUCUUUUUCUCAUGCCUGUUAAGUGAAUGCAGAACAGACAAAAGUCUUCAGUUAAUCUAAGCUUGGAGAAUCUUACAUUUGUACAUAGGAGAGGCUGUUCAAUGACAAUUUAAUGAAAUUUAUAGUUAGUGUAAUGUAUAUUGUAUAGCUAACACUGUUUUAAAUGCCUUAUAGUUGUACAAAGCGCAGAAGUGCUGUAAAUACCAACCAUAGAGAUUGUGAAGAAUGGAGUUCAUAAAUACUUCCAUGUAAAUCUAAACUACAGCAGAGUCAAACUGCUGUCUUCAAUAAUGCAAGAGGCUAUCAACACUUUUUCUCAGCAUUUCUUCUAGAGGAGAAAAUUAAUUGUGCCUGGUUCCUUUUACAAGACUUUCAUUAUUACAUUUAGAACAUUGUCAAAGUAUUUCGCCUGCUGGGGUAAUCUAAGGUUUAAUUUUGUUCCUCUUGCAAUCAAACUGAUGUUUCUCUGUAGAACACAUACUUUUCAGUAGCAUUGUCCCUGAAAGUAAAAAGUCUGUAGUCAAUACAAACAAGGCAUCUUUAAUAAAUGUAAUUUUAAUGUUAUAUAGAGCCACCUAGAGCCCCUACAGCUAAAAUAAAUGGUGUAGACCUGUCGGUAUGGCAUAAAAAUGAUUGCCUUCAUGAUGAUGUGGCCUGCUGUUUGAAGAAUUCCUGUCUUUUUAUCAAAGCCUAACAAGCUUAAUACAAAGCUGGAAGCUGAAGCUGCACAUUCAUACGUAACAUUUUUCAAAAUUACAGGCAGUUCUAUAAAUCUUUUGUCAGGGGAAGAAUAAAGUAAGCCAUUCUUAAGGUGUUUGUCUUGGUUCAUGGAAGCUGAAAUCUCCUCACAUGCCUGCCUUCUCAUGUCCUUGCUGUUUAAUUAUUUACAAGUAUAUACAUUGCUGCACUGACAUUGCAGUCGCUCUGUGCUUGCGUUGUAUUGCUGAACUCCAUACUGAAGGCUUUGUGCCCUCCUAUGCAAUUGAUUUGGUGGUACUGUUAGAUAUGUGAUCUAGACUGUAAUCACUGCCUUUAGACACUGUGAAUUUUUGGUACUCUAUAUUUUUGUAUAUUGUACAUUGUAAAGAAGAAUAAAACAACCUUGAUGCCAAAGUCCUGUCUUGUUU
Molecule: messenger RNA, 6873 nt
Organism: Lepisosteus oculatus (spotted gar)
Lineage: Eukaryota; Metazoa; Chordata; Actinopteri; Semionotiformes; Lepisosteidae
Gene: sema5ba
Product: sema domain, seven thrombospondin repeats (type 1 and type 1-like), transmembrane domain (TM) and short cytoplasmic domain, (semaphorin) 5Ba
Biological process (GO): negative regulation of axon extension involved in axon guidance; positive regulation of cell migration; neural crest cell migration
Molecular function (GO): semaphorin receptor binding; chemorepellent activity
Source: RefSeq, a predicted model, not a curated record